Bactrocera neohumeralis is the source of this 2368-nucleotide messenger RNA. Its product is annotated as odorant receptor 33a-like. The coding region runs from base 1 to 2160 and encodes 719 amino acids. The record is from RefSeq and is a predicted model, not a curated record. Gene Ontology annotation, biological process: detection of chemical stimulus involved in sensory perception of smell; sensory perception of smell. Gene Ontology annotation, cellular component: plasma membrane. Gene Ontology annotation, molecular function: odorant binding; olfactory receptor activity. The transcript has 6 exons. NCBI's taxonomy places the organism in Eukaryota, Metazoa, Arthropoda, Insecta, Diptera, Tephritidae.
AUGGACUCAAAAAUCGACACGGUGAAUAUUUUCAAGAGAUUGUUCUUUUACUGGCAAAUUUUGGGAUUAAAAACAAACUUUAAUAAGUAUUUGAUUGGUCUGUAUGAUAUUUUUGUGAACAUUUUCGCGACGUUUGCCUUUCCGCUUCACCUGCUUUUGGGAGUGAUUUUCGCCAGCGACAAGGAAACCGUUUUCACCAAUCUUGCCAUCUGUAUUUCCACAAUUGCCUGUACAGCUAAGCACUUAACGCUUCGUCCGCAACUCAGCCAAAUAAUCAUUGUGAACAAAAUUCUACAGAAUCUGGAUCAGCGGGUGCAAAAUGAAGAGGAUACGAGUUACUACUUGAAAAAUAUGCGUGGGAGGUGCACUUUCAUGAUUAAUUUCUUCACUGUCUCAUACUUUGCGGUAUCAGGUAUGGCAGUGCUGGCUGCUCUCUCUACUACCAAUAUAUUAUAUCCAGGUUAUGUGAUUGUCGAUUGGCACCAUUCGACUUGGAAGUAUUUGGCUGUAUUUAUCUUUCAAACAUACGGCCUGAAUAUGCAAAUCGUGCAGAACCUCACCAACGAUGUUUAUGGACCUAUGAUCCUUUGCAUGAUUUCGGGCCAUAUUCAUUUGCUCUCCAGACGUAUUUCACGUAUUGGACACGAGCACGAAACCGAAGGGCAUAAAAACUAUGAAGAGCUAGUGCUGUGUAUAGACGAGUACAAAGUCUUGAUGAAACAAGUGGAACGGAUAAUCUCUCCCAGCUACAUGGUACAGUUUACAGCUGUUGGCAUUAACGUCGUGAUCGGUCUCUUAUAUUUGCUUUUCUUCGCCGACAAUCUCUUUGCUUACUGCUAUUAUAUUUUCCAUAUUAUUUCCAUUAUGAUCGAGAUUUUUCCCUGCUGCUACUAUGGCAGCAUGGUUCAGGCGGAAUUCUAUGCGCUGUCUUACGCCAUAUUUCGCAGCAAUUGGAUAUCACAGUCUCGCACUUUUCGUCGCGCGGCUGUUACGUUGACGGAACUUACUCUGAGAGAUGUCACGGUAUCGGCGGGUGGAAUGGUAAGAAUUCAUUUGGACUCGUUCUUUAAGACCUGCAAAAUGGGGUACUCAAUAUUCACGGGAAAACAUACAAGCUAUUUGAUCGGUCUCCAUGAUAUUUUUGUGAACAUUUUCGCGACGUUUGCCUUUCCGCUUCACCUGCUUUUGGGCGUGAUUUUCGCCAGCGACAAGGAAACCGUUUUCACCAAUCUCGCUAUCGGUAUUUCCUCGAUUGCCUGCACAGCCAAGCACUUAACGCUUCGUCCGCAACUCAGCCAGAUAAUCUUUGUUAACAAAAUUCUACAGAAUCUGGAUCAGCGGGUGCAAAAUGAAGAGGAUACGAGUUACUACUUGAAAAAUAUGCGUGGGAGGUGCAGUUUCAUGAUUAAUUUCUUUACUGUCUCCUACUUUUCGGUAUCGUGUAUGGCAGUGCUGACUGCUCUUUCUACUACCAAUAUAUUAUACCCGGCAUAUGUGAUUGUCGAUUGGCAAAAUUCGAUAUGGAAGUACUUGGCGGUAUUGGUCUUUCAAACAUACGGCUUGAAAAUGCAAAUCGUGCAGAAUCUCACCAACGAUGUUUAUGGACCUAUGAUCCUUUGCAUGCUUUCGGGCCAUAUUCAUUUGCUCUCCAGACGUAUUUCACGCAUUGGACACGAGCACGAAACCGAAGGGCAUAGAAACUAUGAAGAGCUAGUGCUCUGUAUAGACGAGUAUAAAGUAUUGAUGAACACAACGAGACAAGUGGAACGGAUGAUCUCCCCCAGCUACAUGGUACAGUUUACAGCUGUUGGCAUUAACGUCGUGAUCGGUCUCUUAUAUUUACUUUUCUUCGCCGACAGUCUAUUUGCUUACAGCUAUUAUAUUUUCCAUAUUUUGGCCAUUAUGAUCGAGAUUUUUCCCUGCUGCUACUACGGCAGCAUGGUUCAGUUGGAAUUCUAUGCGCUGUCUUACGCCAUAUUCCGCAGUAAUUGGACAUCACAGUCUCGCACUUUUCGUCGUGCUGCUGUUACGUUGACGGAACUUACUCUGCGAGAUGUCAUUGUAUCGGCGGGUGGCAUGAUAACACUUGAUUUGGACUCGUUCUUCAAGACCUGCAAAAUGGGGUACUCAAUAUUCACUGUUCUACAAAGUAUGAAGUAGGGAAUAGGAUUUGAGACCGCAAAUUUUGUAAUUAUUUGAUUAUCCUUAGCACAUCAAUUUGCACCAAUAUAGUUUAACUUAAAUACUAAUGCAUUCUUUGACUUUAGAAUUUUUACUAAAUUGAAAAAUUUAUAAAAGACAGUCAAUAGUUGCACCUACGUAGCUUCGAUUUAAGCAAUAAAGCUGGUAAUAAAAGCAUUAGAAAUAA